Molecule: messenger RNA, 4646 nt
Organism: Notodromas monacha
Lineage: Eukaryota; Metazoa; Arthropoda; Ostracoda; Podocopida; Cyprididae
Source: the annotation of a GenBank genome assembly
GUUAUUUUCUGUCUCUUGUAUUAGACGGUUACUCUUUCCAUAAUAAACGAUGGAAGUUCUCUGCGGAUAUUCCAUCAGCAUAACGGAGAAUGCUCUGAUCGGUUCGCAUCCUUUCUGUGUCUUUGUGCCAAUGUAUAAUGCUUGAAUACAUCGGAGGAUUGGGUCCCGGUCACGAUGGCCAAAGCCCAAUUGGAUACCAUCGGCUGUUACCAGUACAAUUCCCGGGAUAUGAUCGGCCAUGGAGCAUUUGCCGUCGUAUUCAGAGGGAAACAUGUGGAUAAUCCACAUGAUAUCGUGGCAAUCAAAUGCAUUCAAAAGAAGAACAUCGCCAAGUCAAAAAGUUUACUGGAGAAGGAAAUCCGAAUCCUCAGCCACCUAACAGCGGUGAAGCAUGAAAAUAUUGUAGCCCUAUUGGACUACAAGGAAACGUCACAAUGUGUAUACCUUGUUAUGGAAUACUGCAACGGAGGAGAUCUCGGAGAUUACUUGCAAUUGAACGGUACUUUAAGCGAGGAAGUCAUCAAACUUUUUCUGCGCCAGUUGGCCCUUGCUAUGAAGGCCCUGAAUGCAAAAGGCAUUGUGCAUCGGGAUCUCAAACCACAAAAUAUCCUUUUGUCUGCUCCAAGUCCAACUCCUGGAGGUGAACCCGAAAGAAACCCACCGCCACACAAAAUAUUGUUGAAAAUUGCUGACUUCGGAUUUGCAAGAUUUCUUCAGGAUGGUGUUAUGGCUGCUACACUGUGUGGUUCGCCGAUGUAUAUGGCUCCUGAAGUUAUCAUGUCACUUCCGUAUGAUAGCAAAGCGGACCUAUGGUCGCUUGGUACCAUUAUUUACCAAUGUUUGGUCGGAAAGGCGCCUUUUCAAGCCACAUCACCUCCAGCCCUGAAGCAGUUUUACGAGAAAAGUCCAAACUUGAAGCCUAAGCUUCCACCUAAAACAUCUCCGGAACUGAAAGAUCUGCUUAUGAGAAUGUUACGAAGAGACGCAAAAGACCGCAUGGACUUCGACGAGCUGUUACGUCACAGUUUUCUGUGCGACGAUGCCAAAAUUUCGUCUCCUUGGCUUUUUGAGAAAAACGUCCAACCGCCCUUUUGCAAUCCUUCGGGAACUCCAAGCAAUGUCGACUUACGAGACGCAUCACCGCCUCGCGGACUCGAAGAAGAAGUGGUGGACGAUUUCGUGAUAGUGCCGGACAACUUACCAUCUACAACCGCCGGGUCAGUCAGGCGAAGAGUGACGAGUGAAUCCCCGCCGUCUGACAAGUCUUCGAAGGCCUCGAGACCAACUUCGGAGCCGAUUCCUGUUCCGUCGCAAAAAGCUGCGUAUGAGCAAAUUCAGUCGAGUCUGCAGAACAGCGAAAGCAGCAUGAGCCAUUGCGGCAGUCCGAAACCGAAAGCAACGGUUGGGUCGUUGCCAUCACCUCAGAAAACAUCUGUACGCGGUAGAUCUAUCAGUUCACCGUCACCGCCAAUAUUUUCGAAGGUUGGAGAAUCGAAAACAUCUCCCAUUGCCAUGAGACGAGUGGCAAGCACGGAUCUGUAUGAAGACGUUGCAUCGUUGUCGCCACCGUCGGUGCAAUUUACUGUCGGCACCCCUCCCAAAGGGAGAACCAGCAGUGCUGGGAUUUAUGGUUCAAAUUCGUCACUGAAUCGUAUGUUUGGAACAUCUCCGCCUCAAGGCACAUUCCUCGCUUCUGGGGCUUGUGGCGGUCGUGCUAUCGUUCCGACAAGUCCCACGUCGCCUCUGCGUCGCUCUGGGGUAUCGCCGCCAAAUUGGCCUGAGCUUCUUCGUGGUAGUAACCAGAUGCGCGGAUUUUUUGCGGGACAUCCAUCCGGAGAUCAUUCGCCACAUCGUGCCCAGACUUUGCCAGAUUUCAACCAAGGGCGUAAUUAUUUGGGUGCUUAUCAGACGGAUUACAUUUCGCAAGAACUCAUGUUCCCUGGUGAUGCCGGGGGUAGGAUCGUGCUGGGCUCGGUGCCGUGUCGUCGCCGCAGUUGCGGCGUGAUCACUGCCUCUCCAGACAGCGGUUAUUCACCCACGCGUCACAUGUCUGCCGGGGACAUGUGCUCCCCACCUGACUUCCGAGGCGUCAUGUUCUCUGCGCCGGAGUUACCCGAGGAUACUUUGCUGGAGCGCGAGCAUAACGAGACUCUGGCCAGACUGCAACUCGUUCUCGCGCUGGCAGAUUGCGUUAUUGAACUGGGGGAAGAAACAAAGGCACCGGCUGCUCUGAUGACCAAUAGUGUGUUGCAUGCUGCCGGAGGAGGUGGUCAGCAGUCGCCGACGAAGCCGUGGGGCAAGCCUGGACGUCUCUCGCCGUUGUCGCCGACUGAAGGAGACUUCGGGAUGCACGAGAAGCUGGAGACUGUUAGGGAAGAGAAGAACGUGAUUGAGGGCGCCGCAUCUGGCGGUGCGGACGAAGAUAACGAAGGAUCUGGAGGAUGCGUAGAAGGAGCUCGAGGCGGCUCGGGACGCCGCCGUGACGAAGAAUUCCUGGAGGAGCGUCCGGUGUCGGAAUUGGAGCAGACGGCCCAGCGUCUGGCGUUGCUGCUGAAGGCGUGUCGGUUGCUGGCGGCUGCUCUUCACUUGGCGCGUGACGAGAUGACGGCGAGGCGGCUGCAGUCGUCGUCGGCAGUGCGUCAAGUCGUGUCGGAUCUUCAUAUGCGAUUCCAGUCGUGUCUGGCGAAAGUGCACAAAGUGUACGACGCCGGGCCGCAUUCCCGUGACGAGCUUCAUCAGUGCUUGGGCCUCAUUUCCGCUGACAAGCUACUAUACCAGCACGCCAUUCAAAUGUGUCAAGCGGCGGCGUUGGACGAGCUGGUGGGCGUGAGCCACAAAAGCUGCUUGAAGUAUCAAACCGCGCAGAUCCUGCUUCAUUGUUUGGCGCAGACUGCUAAGCACCCCCGCGACAGAGAACUCCUGAAUCAUUACAAGCGCAGCGUGGAGAAACGCCUGUUGUUGCUACAGCAACAGGGCUUCGUCCUUGCCGUGAACCAAUCCUCGGUUGAAUUGAAUCUUCUUUUCGUCGUCAAAAUGAUGAAUGAAAGUGUUGAAGUGGAUGCGGAAAAAUGUGAAGAUGCUGCCGAAGCCGCAUUGGAAAAUGUUUCCAUAUCUCCGGUUGUUGGGCACAAGCCGCCGCUUCUGGAAUUCGCUUCGGUGAAUAUCGUGGACACGGAAAGACGCAUGACGGAGUCGCUCAGCUUGAAGGACUAUUACAUGGUGUUCCUGAUUGAAACCAAGAAAAUCAAGGAUGGAUUUUCCCCUGUUGCUGAUGCUACGUGUCAAGUGCGGCAGAUGGCGCAGUUUUCAUCCGUUUGGCGCCGCUACAGAGAGUUUGAAUGGCUUCGAUUUUAUCUAGAAUCGCGACAUCCGGAAAUCUUGAUGCCCCCGCUGCCGGAAAAACGAGCUACGUUUCCAUGGACAAUGACGCCUGGAGAUAAUUUCGAUGCCGGGUUCGUGGAGCGAAGGCGUCUUGCCUUGGAGGGAUUCCUUCUGAGGAUCGGAAAUCAUGCGAAAUUGUCAAACGAUCCAGGAUUCCUCGCAUUCCUGCAAGAUGAUGCUUUGGAUACUAGUGGUCUGGACCUUUGGGAAAAGGCUGAUGCGAAAUUUCGAAACUUGAAUGCUUCCCUACGAGUUCACGGAUCUUCCAAACCGUUUGAGGAACUUCGAAACUAUGCCAGUGACUUGAGCAGCAAUCUGGAAACAAUUCUGGAUAAGAGAGCAAAGCUCGCGGAACGUACUUUCGGAAUCCACAAGUUGCACGGGAAUUACGGGAGAGUUUUCUCGGAGUGGAGCGGUAUUGAAAAACAAUUGGGCGAUUCUUUCCAGACGAUGGGCCAUCACAUGGACAACUACGCAUCCUGGAUUGAAUCUUGUUUGGAGGAAGAAGAGAGCGUCUGUGAUCUCAUAAAAGAAUAUUAUUUUUACGCGGAUUCUUUGAAGUCUAUGUGUGACAAACAUGACGUUGCGCGCUUUGAAGUAGAGCGGUCUGAGGAGUGCAGACUGAGCAAAAAUCGUGACAGAGAAGCCGUUGCUUCGGGGAAGAACCCCAACAGCUUUCUGUCUCGAUUCUUACUCGGAACUGGUUACACGGAAGAAGAGAAAGAGUCGCGGUUACAGCAGCUGGAUCAAGACAUUGAAGAAGCGACGACUCGGAAAGAGUUCGCCGUGGAAAAUCUGAAAAAAUUUGAGGAAAUCUCAGCUGAGGAAUUGGCGGCUUUCAAACUUCAGAAGGACAAGGAUCUGAAUGCCGCGCUUAUUCAGUAUGCGAAAGUACAACUCGACAUAGCCAAAAAGGGGCUGAAAACAUGGUUGCACAUACAGGAGACGUUGGAAAAAGCUUGAAGAAUUUCCUUUGUUCGAAUCAAUGUCCCGUAUGGAGCGAAAAAAACAUUUUAAAGUCUGUUCGUGUCUUUCCGUGGUUUCCUUGUGCCGUAAUUGUUGAUCAAACUUCGGUAACGUGGAUUCAAGCGUCCCUAAAAAGAAAGUUUUGUGUUGCGAGGGAAAAAAAAGAUGGCAGUAUGUUUCUGAAGACGGAAAGAAGGUGCAAGUGGAUCGUUGAAAUUGCUGUUUUCCUUGCUGAAAAGGAAACCUUGAACCUGUGUUGCGAAAUUUGGAAUCCGAAAUGAAUCGAGGAAAUUAAGCAA